This is a messenger RNA of Rhizophagus irregularis DAOM 181602=DAOM 197198, 1671 nucleotides long. RefSeq lists its product as uncharacterized. The record is from RefSeq and is a predicted model, not a curated record. NCBI's taxonomy places the organism in Eukaryota, Fungi, Glomeromycota, Glomeromycetes, Glomerales, Glomeraceae.
GUGAUUAAAUUUGAAACUUCCCAUAAGCAAUCAUGCCACCUGAUCCCUUCGAAAAUGAGUUAAACUUAGCAAAUGCUCCUGUUCCUCCCAGCGUGAACUCUGUACCUCCCGUAGUUUUUGUUGAAGGGUUCAUGGGGUCCGGUAAACAAAAAAAUUGGGGUCCGCUUGCCGAAAUAUUUAAAAAUACAGGUAUUGAUCAAAAUUGUAGCAGAAAACUCAUUUUUGUGAAGCCCGGCUGUUGUAAUUCAUUGCAUGAUAGGGCAAUUGAAAUAUUCUAUCAGAUCAAGGGCGGAAGAGUUGACUAUGGAGAAGAGCAUGCAAAAGAAUUUGGACACGCUCGUUUUGGUCGCAGAUACAAGGGAUUUUACCCCCAAUGGAGCGCAUCAAACCCGGUCCAUUUUCUAGCACAUUCAUUGGGAGGCAUUACCAUUUGGAAAUUACAACAAUUACUAGCAUGUGACAUAUUUCCCGCUUCUCUAAAUCCACAUCCUGACAUGAUACUUUCUCUAACUGCUGUAUCAACACCCUUUAAGGGAACUCAAGGUGUCUAUCUUCUCGGUAGCACGAUUAAUCCAAAUAACAUUAUUCGCCCAUUUUCUAUAGGUUGUUGGCUUGGUCGAUUUGUUCACAUUUAUGAAUACUUUAAUAUUCAAUGGCUAAAAGAACUAUUUUAUGACUUCAAUGUUGAUCAUUGGAAUUUUUAUUGGAAAAAUGUGUGGGGAUGUGCUAUAACAGAGAAAGAGCAACAAUCAGAUAAUGACAACCAAAACACGUCUGAAGAAAUAAAACAAAGUGUUGCAGGCAAAACCUAUGGAUUAUUGUAUUGCUUGUAUAAAAGUCCAUGGUUGUAUAAUAAAGAUAAUGGCCCAUUUGAUAUGACUAUACACGGGAUGAAAAUUGUAAACGAAACGAGUCGAAUAUUUCCAAACACAUUUUAUCGCUCUUAUGUUACAACUAUUACUUGCACGGAAAAUUCAAUAUAUCAUACCCCAAAGCCCUCAUUAUCCCUGUAUUACCCAAUAUAUUAUCUUUCCUACAAAAUUGGCCGUUUUCGAUUCCCAGAAGCAUACAAACAAUAUCAACCCAUUACUGAUGAGGAACUACCCGAAUGGUAUGAAAAUGAUGGUCUAUGUCCCAUUAUAUCUCAAUAUCAUCCCUUUUCAUGCUCUCCCGGUUAUUGUACCCAUCAUGAUGGUAUGCCACUAUCUGAAAAAUACAAAUAUCAACAUUCAUAUCAAGUUUCUACAAAAUCAAGACCAAAUCCCAUUCGUGGACAAUGGGAAGUGUGGAAGAUCGAGGAUACAACACAUUGGAGUAUCAUUCCAGUUUGGUACAAUGAUCCAAAGCAAAUGGAAUUUUUUGUUGGAUAUAAAGAAUACCUUGACCAAUUGGAUGCAUUACAUUUAUAGUUCAAAAAUAUUUUACAUAGUGCAAUUAGAAUGUGAGAAUAUAAUUAAAAAAGAAUGUGGCUAUUUUAAGUUUCAAUGCUAAUUAUUUAUUUAGGUUUAAUUUAAUUUAAUAGAGUUAUAAAGAUAAAUUAAUUUACAAAAAGGUCACUCAAGAAAGGUGGCUUUUAUAUGGAAUGAAAAACUGGUUUCCUUAAGAUUUCAUAUUAAAUAUUUUUGAUGCAUAAUUAUAAACUAUCAAGUUUUUUUUCAUCUAAUAUAAUUU